This is a messenger RNA of Apus apus (common swift), 3214 nucleotides long. It is a transcript of the gene CCDC14, whose product is annotated as coiled-coil domain containing 14. The transcript has 13 exons. Bases 50 to 2878 code for a protein of 942 amino acids. Gene Ontology annotation, cellular component: centriolar satellite. The record is from RefSeq and is a predicted model, not a curated record. Gene Ontology annotation, biological process: protein localization to centrosome. NCBI's taxonomy places the organism in Eukaryota, Metazoa, Chordata, Aves, Apodiformes, Apodidae.
CUCGCGCGGCGCGGCCCCGCCCCCGCGCUGGCGGGCCGGGCCGGGGGCCAUGGCCGGGCCCGGGGCUGCGCGGCCCUGCGAGGUGCUGUCUUCUGGAAGGCUAACGGGAGCAGCUAAGCUUACAAAGGGAAGAAAACAAUUUGCCUUAAGAAAAGGAUGUCAUUCUGCUCUGGAGUCUGGAUAUUCUCUCAAUUCCGCUGAGUCUGAUGAUCAGGUUGAUACUAUUCCUAAUGGACUUGGCCGCUGUGCAGCUUUACUGAAGAAAAUCUUACAAAAUGAGGCUACAGGAAGGGAGACUAUCCAUAAACACCCCAGGAAAAUAUCUUCUGUUAAAAUUACUUCCAAACCUUUGCUAACCAAAGGAAGUGCUUCCAAGAAGAAUGGGUUGAAAAAAAACGUUACUCCUGCCCAUGUUCGAAAAGAAAUUGUGCCAAUGCCACAUAGAAAACUUGCCUUAUCCACCACACCGUCUACUGAGAAAGAGCUCUCCAGCACAGCAGGGAUUCACCCAGUUCAUGUGCCUUGCAGUCAACACUCUCCUGUGAUGCACCAGAAACUGUGUGAGCAUGUGCAGACUCAGAUGUCUCUGGUAACUGGCCAACCACCACAGAGCAGUAAUGGAAUUCCUGCUGUAACUCAUUUUCCUACCUCAAAUCACGGAUGUCAAAAUGUUACAGCUUUUAAUUAUCCAUUACGUACCUCCUCAUCAGCUCUGUCCCCGCUGCAUUCAGCUAAGCCCUUAUCUACUCAAUUAGAUGUUCCUGUGGACAGUGGCAACAAAUGUGUGCCGGAGAUGGGAGGACCUGUGGCUUGCCCAGUAGUUUCUGCUGCUCCUGGUGCUGCUGCACAGAUACAGUCUGCCACUGCUCUUCCUAGUGUGAUCCCUUGUAUAGCAUCAGGUGCAUCAAAUAACUCUGCAGUGCCUACAUUCAUCCCAUCAUCUUCUGGCAGAGGCAUGACCCCAAACCAUGAGCAACAGGAUUUGAUAAGAUGCCUACAAGCUCACCUGGCCCUCUUACAGUCACGUGAAAUGGUGAACACCAGGACAGAACAGAAGCACCAUCAUCAUUGUGCAGCAAAACAUAAUACUUCAAGUAACAAAGUGGAGAACACUUUUGAAGAAGACAGUGAGGACACAGUCAGUGAGGAAGAUGCCUCGAGUGUACUUGACGUAGCCCCAGAGAGAGAUACAAUUUGUAAGACAGGUUUUGUGAAGAAUGUUCUAAAAUCUAGGAAAGAGAGUCCAGAAGAAACAGCCCUUAAAGUUAAGACUUUAAAAUAUCUGCUGGGAGAGCUCAGAGCACUGGUAACAGAUCAAGAUGAUUCAGAAAUGUUGAGGUUGGUGAGUGAAAUAGAGGACUCCAUAUCACUGCUCCCAGCAGUAGUGGGAAGUAUGAAUGUACAAGCUGAAAUAGCACUGGCUUUGCAGCCUCUCCGAAGGGAAAAUGCCCAGCUACGUAGGAGACUAAGAAUAUUAAACCAGCAGCUUGGUGAGCAAGAAAGAAAUGAAAAGACAUCUGGACAGAGCUGCAACUAUGAAUUAGUUUCUUUGCAAUCCUUGAAUAUGAUGCUUCAGAGUCAACUGCAAGAAUCACAGAAAGGCCUUGAGUCACUACAGGCUAAAAAUGAAGAACUACUUAAAGUAAUCAAAAGUCAGAAAGAAGAAAAUAAACAUCUUGCAAAAGAUAUUCAAGAUAAAGAAGAAGAAUUGCUUGGAAACAAACAGCAUUAUGACAUUUGUUCCACCAAGCUGAAGAUCGAAGUGGAAGAGGCGUUAUCAAAUGUGAAAAGCCUUCAGUUUAAGCUGGAAGCUUCAGAGAAAGAAAAUAAGAUUUUGGGCAUAACAUUACGUCAGCGGGAUGCAGAAGUUAACAGGCUGCGUGAAUUAACCAGAACCUUGCAGGGCAGUAUGGCCAAGCUCCUGUCUGACCUCACAGCAGACAAGAAUAGACCCAAACCUGAAAAAAGUCUUUCCAAGUCUCUUUUGGAAGACCAUGAAAAGCAGAUGCAACCUGAUCAGUUUCCUGGGAGUACUUCAGUAAUGACUUACCUUAAAAAAUUAGAAAUGGAUCAUAUUUUGACAGAUACAGAACUUCAGUUCUCAAUUAAAAGUGGAGAAUUAGAAAUGCAACAUCUAGCCCAUGAAAAGGUGGCUGCUGAAGGAGGCAAAAUAAACAGUGCAUUCUCUGAAGGAGUAACAUCAACUCCCAGAGCACUACUAGCCUCUCUGAAGCAAGGUGAAGAAACAGUUAGUGAUUCUGGGACUUUACUAGAUGACCAAAACAAGUUGGAUGAAACUGUUUAUAUUCCAUUGACUAGCAGUGCCUCUAAGAAACAGUUGCCAGUCUCUGAAAGAACUGGUGUGCUACCCCAAAGUAAAGGGAAUUCUAAGAUGUUGGACUACCACUGUGAGCUCUCAAACUCUGUGCAGCAGAACAGAUGUGAGAUUGCAAAGGAUCCAACUAUUCUGGAUAAAUCUAGUGCAGGGUGUAGCAUGAAAAAGACCAUGGAAAGCACACUUGAAGUUACAGGGGAUAAAGUGAAGCCAGAAGGAGACAAAAUCCAAAUGAGGCCAAAUGACACUCCAAGUGGAACUGCAAAAGACUUCACAGACAAAGCAGACCAACCCCAGCCUGGUACUUAUCCUCGCAUAUCAAUGCUAGUUCCAGAAGAGAUUUCUCAGAAGAAAGGCAGUGGAAUAGCUGAUUUUAGUUCCAUUUCAUUUGAUGAUAUAUCCGGGAAGUCUGAGUGGAGUGUAUCCUCUUUCUCAACAUUUACUUCUCGAGAUGAAGAGGACUUUAAGAGUGGCUUAGCAGCCUUGGAUGCCAACAUAGCUAGGUUACAAAGAACUCUACAAAAUACCACUAUGAAACGAUGACUAUGAAGAAACAAAUUGGAUUAUUUAGGUUUUUCUGAAGUAUAUUAAUAAAGUAUGGUACUGAUAUUCAAAAAUACAUAUUUGUAUUUUUGGUAUGAAAUGACUUGUUGCUAUCUAUUUAAAUUAUGGAUGGGAUUUGUUCCUCUUUAAGCUAUGGUGCUGCUUUCCUUGGUGUGCGCAAUUUGAAAUAACUGGUAUAAAUGCCUUUUUAAAAUCAUGGCUUAGGUUUAUACUCUUUAACUGCAAAAUUAAUUCUUACAACAGCACUUGGUAACUGCUUAAAAAUCCAGUGUGCUGUUAGUAAUAGUUUUUCUAUUAAAUUAUAAAAUGCACUUA